GGGGCAGCGCGGCGGACCAGUUUGCCGGCCAAUAUAUAUAGAGUCGCGGUCUUCACUCCAGCAUCACAACACUCCUGUGAAGCAAAGCAGCAGCAAGCAGCAGCAAGCAGCAAUACUCUGUCACCAAAUCAGCCCUCCCCCGCCAUCAAUAUGAAGCUCGUGCUGGCCCUCUUCCUCGUCGCCAUGUGCUUCGCCGCGGCGCUCGCUCAGUACCACCACGGUGGACACCACGGCGGCUACAACCACGGCGGUGGCCACCACGGAGGCCACGGCGGCUACAACAACCACCACGGUGGCUACAACAACCACCACGGUGGUCACCAUGGCGGCGGCCACCACGGCGGCGGCCACCACGGCCACGGCUACCACGGCUAGUCAAACCACUGCACGGUGUCGAUAGUCCUAUGCGCUCAUCUUUAGUACCUGCUCGUCAUUAUAAACUCAUUUUUAUCACUUUCACCAAUUUCGCCAUUGAAAGUUUUCUGUCAAUAUGUAUUUAUAUGUAAAUAAAUUUUUAAUGUCGAAACAA
Molecule: messenger RNA, 529 nt
Organism: Frankliniella occidentalis (western flower thrips)
Lineage: Eukaryota; Metazoa; Arthropoda; Insecta; Thysanoptera; Thripidae
Exons: 2
Coding region: 151-375 (74 amino acids)
Source: RefSeq, a predicted model, not a curated record